Papaver somniferum (opium poppy) is the source of this 966-nucleotide messenger RNA. RefSeq names its product cationic peroxidase 1-like. The transcript has 3 exons. Lineage: Eukaryota; Viridiplantae; Streptophyta; Magnoliopsida; Ranunculales; Papaveraceae. Gene Ontology annotation, molecular function: heme binding; peroxidase activity. The record is from RefSeq and is a predicted model, not a curated record. Gene Ontology annotation, biological process: hydrogen peroxide catabolic process; response to oxidative stress. The coding region runs from base 1 to 966 and encodes 321 amino acids.
AUGGCUGAAUAUAGUGCUAAUGGUUUCUUUUACUUCCUUGUUGCGAUAGUUUUACUGUCAAUGGCAGCGAUUUCCUCAGACGCACUCUCGACAACUUUCUAUGAUACGGCUUGUCCGGAGGCUCUUCCAGCCAUUAAGAAAGUAGUUGCUGAUGCGGUGAAUCGUGAGGGUCGUAUGGGUGGUUCUUUGCUUCGACUUCAUUUCCAUGACUGUUUUGUCAAUGGUUGUGACGGAUCUGUUCUUCUUGAUAGCACCUCAACCAUAGAUGGCGAGAAGACUGCACUAGCCAAUAACAAUUCAAUAAGAGGAUUUGAAGUGGUCGACAAAAUCAAGUCAGAGGUGGACAGAGUCUGUGGUGCCCAAGUUGUCUCUUGUGCCGAUAUCUUGGCCGUGGCUGCUCGCGACUCUGUUGUCCAGUUAGGAGGACAGACAUGGAACGUAGAACUCGGCCGAAGAGAUUCAACCACAGCGAGCAGAACCGACGCCGACAAUGCCUUACCAGCCCCUUUCAUGGACCUUCCAGCUCUCAAAACCAACUUCGAAAACGCAGGUUUAGAUGAAACAGAUCUAGUUGCAUUAUCGGGUGGACAUGCAAUAGGGCUCUCUCAGUGUACCAAGUUCAAAGAUCGAAUCUACAAUGAUUCAAACAUCGACACAUCAUUUGCUACGAACCUAAAAUCAACGUGCCCUUCCUCCGGCGGUGACACCAGACUUUCUCCACUAGAUCCCACACCCACCGGAUUUGAUACACAGUACUUUAGAAAUUUGGUGAAGCAAAGAGGAUUACUACACUCAGAUCAGGCUUUGUUUAACGGCGUAUCAACUGAUGCAUUGGUCAGGAAAUAUAGUACUAAUGCUGGUGCAUUUGCAGCUGAUUUCGGAAAGUCUAUGGUUAAAAUGGGAAGAAAUAAGCCGUUGGAGGGAGAUUCAGGACAAAUUCGUUUGAACUGUAGGAGGAUUAAUUAA